Messenger RNA from Stegodyphus dumicola, 907 nucleotides. RefSeq names its product exosome complex component RRP41-like. Lineage: Eukaryota; Metazoa; Arthropoda; Arachnida; Araneae; Eresidae. The record is from RefSeq and is a predicted model, not a curated record. Gene Ontology annotation, molecular function: RNA binding. Gene Ontology annotation, biological process: rRNA catabolic process; poly(A)-dependent snoRNA 3'-end processing; nuclear mRNA surveillance. Gene Ontology annotation, cellular component: nucleolus; cytoplasmic exosome (RNase complex); nuclear exosome (RNase complex).
CAAUAAGCUGAAAGACGUAAAGAAUGGCGCAGAAUCAUGAUCUCUUAGAUAUUUUAGUGUCGAGUGUGUUUAUAUUUUUGUUAAGUGUGUCGAGACCGGCAAAAUUAUAAUUUUUAGAUAUAUAUAUUAAUUAUGGCAGGCUUAGAACUUUUAUCUGAUCAAGGUAUCAGAAUGGAUGGAAGACGUCCAGGUGAAUUAAGGAAAAUCGAAUGUAAACUCGGUGUUUCCGCUUCAGCAGAUGGCUCAGCUUAUUUAGAACAAGGAAACACUAAAGUUUUAGCAUCAGUCUACGGACCUCAUGACGUAACAGGAAGAAAGUCAAAAGCUCUGACUAAUAGAGCCUACAUCAACUGUCAAUACAAAACAGCUCCUUUUAGCAGCAGUUCAAGAAUUAGAGUUAGUCAUAGUGAUCGAAGGUCUCAAGAGAUGACAAUAGUUUUGCGCCAAGCCUUUGAAGCUACAAUACUUGCUAACCUGUAUCCAGGUUCUCAAAUCGACAUUUUUUUCCUGGUACUUCAUUCUGAUGGUGGUAACUGUAGUGCGUGUAUAAAUGCUGGGACAUUAGCUUUGAUUAAUGCAGGUAUACCUCUGAAAGAUUACCUGUGUGCAUGUUCUGCAGGCUUUGUAAAUGAAACACCUCUCAUGGAUGUAAAUCAUUUUGAAGCAAUAUUAGGUGGUGCCGAGCUUAAUUUAGCCAUACUGAAAAAAUCUCAAGCUAUUGUAUGUGAUGAGUUAACUGCCCGUUUGCAUCGAGACCAUAUGCCUAAAAUUCGACAGAUUGCCAUUGAGGGUUGUAAAGAUAUUUAUGCUAUUUUAGAUGCAGCAGUGCGGAAACAUGCAGUGCAGUCUCAAAUGUUAUAAUUAAACUCUCUUUUGUAUUGUAAUUAAAGAUUUAUAUUUGUAUGAA